Messenger RNA from Hemiscyllium ocellatum (epaulette shark), 1061 nucleotides. It is a transcript of the gene tomm5, whose product is annotated as translocase of outer mitochondrial membrane 5 homolog (yeast). Lineage: Eukaryota; Metazoa; Chordata; Chondrichthyes; Orectolobiformes; Hemiscylliidae. Bases 70 to 225 code for a protein of 51 amino acids. The transcript is spliced from 2 exons. The record is from RefSeq and is a predicted model, not a curated record. Gene Ontology annotation, cellular component: mitochondrial outer membrane translocase complex.
AUCACGUGUGGUUGAGGGCAUGGGCGGGGCCAGUGGGUGAACGGUCAGUCCUCCCGCACGCGAGCCGCCAUGUUCAGGAUGGAGGCGCUCGGCCCCAAGAUGGACCCGGAGGAGCUGCGCAAGAAGAUGAGGGCGGACGUCCUCCGCUCGGUCCGCAACUUCCUCAUCUACGUGGCCAUCCUGCGAGCGACUCCAUUUAUCCUAAGUAAACUGGAUAGUAUAUGAAAUUCACUGCUGGCAUCAAAGACAUGCUAUCUGCAAAAUGGUCAUCAAGUGAAACUUGAUGCUCGUUGGUACAAAAUGAUAAAUUGAAUGGACAAUUGGGAAUCUCACUAAGAAGUGGAUCUUUUAAACUACAGAGCAAACUGUCAACCCUCAACAUAUCGAAAACCUCUGAGUGCUACUGGAUUAAUUGUUGGUUAUGCUUCUCUUACAUUGAGCAAUUUGCCAUUUAAUUUUGCACAAAGCCUUUUGUAAUUGUUUUAUAUAACAGAUGCCCUCCUAUAUCAGUAUGCAAAAAAAAAACUGUUUGUAAUACAUGGUAUCUGACUAGAGUAUGAAUCUGAUCCAAAGUGCAGCUAGAUAAAAGUCACCUCAGUUUUCCCAACAUUGGAGAAAAAUUUAGUUUGCUUAGAGUGAUUCUGAGACUUGACCAAUUUUAUGAACCUGUAAGGAGUAUGGAAUUGCAAAAAAUCUUGGAAAUAUUUGUUGAAAUUUGCCAGGCCUGGCAGCAGCUUUGGAGAAAGUUCUGAGCUUUUUGGUUUUUUUUUCUCUUUUCUUCUCUUUCCUCCCCCUUCCCCUUUUUUUCCCCCCCCCCCAAGCAUUUUGUUUCAAAUUUCCAGCAUCUGCAGAGUUUCAAUCAUUGGUAAUGCUUGUCAUUCCUCUGAUCUUGGGUGCACUGUAAGAAAUGACAUGGAGCAUUGAUACUUCCCCAGCUACAAGUUGAGUUGUUUUCUGCUGGAUUUACUUUAAAUGGUUUUGUAUGAAAAUUGAUGCAUUUUAUUAUCAAUUAAAUAAUUGGUAAUUAUCAGUCUGGUCUGAUUAUAAAGAUUGAAAUCACA